Molecule: messenger RNA, 1500 nt
Organism: Knipowitschia caucasica
Lineage: Eukaryota; Metazoa; Chordata; Actinopteri; Gobiiformes; Gobiidae
Source: the annotation of a GenBank genome assembly
AUGGAGCUCCCUGCCGCCGGAGAGCACGUCUUUGCGGUGGAGGGCAUAGAGAAGAAACGCAUUCGCAAGGGGAAGACGGAGUACCUGGUGAAGUGGCGAGGCUGGUCUCCUAAAUAUAACACGUGGGAACCUGAGGAAAACAUUCUUGACCCCAGGCUGCUAGUGGCGUUUCAACACAGAGAAAGACAAGAGCAGCUGAUGGGAUACCGGAAACGAGGACCCAAACCGAAACACAUGCUCCUCCAGGUGCCGUCGUUUGCACGGAGAUCAACGAUCCCUGAUGCACUGGAGGAGGCCCCUCAGGAACCAGAGAGCGGCCCAAAGGAUCCUGUCCUGGUGCAAUGGUCCCAGCCACACUACCAGCUCAACAGUAAGAAGCACCACCAGUACCAGCCCAGCAGCCAGGAGCUCCCUGUCGACCAGAACAUUGGCAAAAAGAAGUUUAUUUACCAGUUAAACAGCAAGAAGCACCACCACUAUGAGCCUGACCCCAGCAUGUACGACAGCCAGGCCUCCAGGCUUAAAGAGGUGGUCAAAGUUCAGGAGGUGCCGAGUAAACUAUCCAAUCCUGGUUGGAACUUACCGCUGGCCCUGCAACAGAAAUGGGUCAGGGACAAAGACACAGGCUGCUUGAGUAAAGUGAAGGAGAUGGCUGUGGAGGUGAGGAAACCAGCGAAGGAGCUUGAAACUGUUGAAAUGGCAAAAUCAGAUCCUAAGGAUACAAGCCAGCCCAGCACUAUCAACAGUAAAAUGAAGAUAAUCAAGAAUAAAAACAAAAAUGGACGUAUUGUUAUUGUAAUGAGCAAAUAUAUGGACAACAAGGUCAAUGGACUUAAGGCUAAACAUGGGGAGUCAUCAGGAGACAAAACGGACAGCACAAAGCCUUCAGAAAACACUCCAAUGCACAGAACCCUCGGUUCAGAGGCGGAUAACGGAAAGUCUCCUCCAGCGGCUGAAAUCCCAAUCAAGUGUUCCCCAAAGGAUCGGCACUUUUCCAAACCAUCCCCAAGCACAGCAGAGGAGAACAAUACGGAGGUGGCACGUGGUCAGGCGGACUUACCUGAUGACUUGCCCUUACAGCUGACCGCCAGCUCACCUCCAGUCUCAUGGACUGUUGAAACCAACAUCCCCACACCCACCGCGGUGGACCAGAUAAGGAUACCCUCUUUCCCCAUUGACCGCAAACGUAAGCUAUCGGAUCCAGUAGAGGAAAGGAGCAUUUCUAAAUCACUCCUGAUGUCCCGCAGCCUGAGUGUGCCCAGUGCUAUGGUCAGCCCUCCUCAGGACGCACCUAUGGACCUUCACUGCAGCCGCUCGCAUGACACUGUAUGCACUUAUCCGAUCGCAGACAGCCAAGAGGAACCCAUGGACCUGAGCUGUCCCAAGAAAACACCUGAACCACAGAGUGACGCAGCAUGGCCACAAACAGAGCGGCACCAGUCUCACGGAGGCACAGUGGCGUCUCUGUGUGUCCACGUCCCCGUCUCGGCUCCCCUUUAG